Messenger RNA from Clarias gariepinus (North African catfish), 3118 nucleotides. It is a transcript of the gene fkbp8, whose product is annotated as FKBP prolyl isomerase 8. The coding region runs from base 113 to 1318 and encodes 401 amino acids. The record is from RefSeq and is a predicted model, not a curated record. Lineage: Eukaryota; Metazoa; Chordata; Actinopteri; Siluriformes; Clariidae. Gene Ontology annotation, molecular function: protein binding; peptidyl-prolyl cis-trans isomerase activity. The transcript is spliced from 9 exons.
UUCCGGUGUACGCAGACUCAGAGUCUCACACACAAACACACAGAGAGGACCGGCGGAGUUUAUCAGGGAGCUCGGGUUCGUCUGUUAGUGUUCACUGGUGUAAGAGACUGAGAUGGAGAUUGAGGACGGGGUGGUGCUGACCCAGGACUCUGUAGAGAAGAGGCCAAAGCGAGCGACCCUGUUAGACAGCGGGGAGGAUUUUGAGAUCCUAGAAGAGGAUGAUGAUGGGGUAGAGGAUGAUCUCCCUCCUUUAGAGGAUGCAGGAGGUGGAAAGACAGAAAGUGCUGAGAUGACUGCAGCGGUGAGCGAGGUGCCGGAGGAGGGUCAGUCCCCUCCCCAGGAGGAGUGGCUGGAUGUGUUAGGAAACGGGCAGCUGAGGAAGAAAGUUUUAGAAGCUGGGUCUGGUCCUGACAGUAAACCUCAGAGGGGCCAGAACGUCACCAUCAACCUUAGGACCGCUCUGAGCGACGGCACCGCGGUGUCCGAAGAAAACAACCUAAUCUUCACUCUUGGUGAUGGUGAUGUCAUACAGGCGUUGGAUCUCACUGUGCAGUUGAUGGAGAUGGGUGAAACGGCUCUGAUUGAAGCGAGUGCCAAAUACGCAUACGGCGCACAGGGGAGUUCGACUCCCGUCGUUCCCCCGGAUGCCAAUUUGAUCUUGGAGGUGCGUCUCCUGUCGGCUGUCGAUGCUCCUGACCUGGAGCUCCUGCCUCCCUCCGAGAGGAUCGCUCUGGCCAGCAAGAAACGAGAGCAGGGCAACUUUCACUACCAGCGCAGUGAUUACGCCUCUGCCGUUAACUCGUACGGGAUCGCCCUGCAGAUAACUGAAGCAAGCUCGAAAGUGGACAUCAGCUCUCAGGAAGAAGAGGAUCUUUUAGACAUAAAGGUGAAAUGCCUGAACAACAUGGCUGCCGCUCAGCUCAAGCUGGACCACUAUGAAGCCGCCCUGCGCGCCUGUGUCUCUGUUUUAGCUUACCAGCCUGACAAUGUCAAGGCUUUGUUUCGUCAGGGCAAGGUACUGGCGCUGCAGGGAGAGUUCACCGAUGCAAUCCGAAGUCUGAAACGAGCUUUAAAGUUGGAUCCAAGUAACAAGACCAUCCACGCUGAGCUGUCGAAGCUGGUGAAGAAACACUCUGAACAGAAGGGUGCUGAGCAGGCCAUGUACAAGAAGAUGCUUGGAAACCCAUCUGACAUCAACACUGUACAGAAACCCCAGGCCAAGUCCUCGUGGAGUAUAAGCUGGAAGUGGUUGUUUGGUGCGACUGCCGUGGCUAUCGGAGGCGUCGCCCUGUCCGUGGUCAUUGCUGCUAGAAAUUAAGCAUGAUCAGGAUGCUAGCAUUAACUUAAUUUUAGGUACAAAAUUUGUCCAUUUCUAUUACUUUCUGUUUCUGUCUCAGAGUAUAACUUUAUAGUUUAUUAUAAAAGCUUCUCUAAAUGCAUGAACGGUGAUUCUGAGAAAAUGGUCAUGUACAAAGUUAUAAAUUAUUGCGUGUGUAAACUUGCCAUGUUAUUUUCCCCUUGUAGACAUAAGCUCGAUAUCUAUCUCCUGGUCAUGCUCUCUAGUCUCCUCAGUAUGCUCUCUAAGUCCAGGCUCCUCUUUGGCCUCCUAAGGGACGUUAUGUUUCCUAAUCAGCAGGAUUGUUUCUGAUGUAGCCUGUGUUUAUGCUGCUAGCUUGUAUUCCUACAGUACAUGGUUCAGUUCUAAGCAGUGGCUUGGCCAAGGAUACAGAACAAACAUUAGCUUGAUUUAGUUAAUUCUUUUGUGGUUAACACACCAGUCCACUGACUAGUUUAUGGCCUGCUUUGCAGUUCGGAAGGUGUACAUCACCUUUAAACUCUCUGACCAAACACUGUAAGGAUUUUACUCACAAAAAAUGACCAAAUCAAUUGGUUUAGACUUUAUUGAUUUCGAUUUAUUUUAUAUCUAAAAAUGUAAAUGGUAUUUAUUUUAAAUAAUUCAUUUUUGUCUAAUUUUUCUGAUGUAACGAUGAUAUAAAUUUUUUUCUUUUUUUUUUCCUUUUGUUAUUGAAAGCGAUAACAUUCCUGAUGACACUUUGUUGAAAUAAACUUUUGCACAUUCAGUUCAUACGCCUGUGAUGUUCAAUGGGUAGGCGUGGCUAAUUAGUGUCUGAUUAUAAACGUUUACGUUCUCGUAGAAGGGACGUUCUAUAAUUAAUUUUCCUCCUUAAUUUUACUGUAUGAACACCUUAAACCAAAAAAAAAACUCAAUGUGCAUCCUGGAAACACGACAUUGGACAUUGACUGAUUAAAAAAAAAAAUAAUAAUAAAUCUGCUUAUGCGAAGACCUGCCGGUGUGUGUGUCGACGAGGGAGGCUCCACAGAUCGAUCUGUACAUUUGGGGUUUCAGAUGUUAUGUCAGGAAGAACCAAAUUUCUCAUUCAUUUAAAAAUGUUUACAUUUGACGGCUACUGGAAUCUGGGAAUGAAAUUAGAAAAAAUGUAGAACUCACAAAAUGCUCAUAAUAUUAUUAUUUUAUUAUUAUCAUGUCACAGAAGCAACUGAAUACAACCAUAAAAACGUGUGAUCAUGUGAAUCUAUACUAUUACUUUGUCUAUGUUUUGGUUGGAUAAAAAGAAAAAGCUCAGUUCAUCAUACUGCUUAAGCUGUGCUGCAAAAAAGGAAAUGUCACUCUGUACUGCAUAAUCCUGACCUAUAUGUAAAUAAACAUAAAUAUAAUAAUGUGAAAAAUGUCUAAAAUGCUCUGGGUUACUGAGCAUACUAAAAUGUGUUUUAGUCCACCCCAUGACUGUUUCCGCUCCUCACGUGUUCCAAUAAGACUGUAAAUAGUCCUCCCUUAUUGUAACUCAUGAGGAAUAACUAGAUCUGGCAGUGAAGCUCUCUGGACAUAAGCCUGCAGAGUGAAUCAAAACUGCACCUCCUAGUUUACAAGAUGAGGUCCAGGGAUCUCCAAGGGUCUGUGACGGAUAUCCAUCAGGUUUGUAAGUGCAUGGGGUCUCAAACUUUUACAUCCUGGUUACAGAUUUAUGUCAGGACUCCGAACGGACGUUGUACAUUUUCUAAACAUUUUGGUUUCUCCUGAAUAAUUUCUGUGACACUUGCAAAUCCAUGUUCAAUAAAUGUCUUGGCAUAAUUUUAA